AUGCCAUAUUUACCAACCCCCAACGCAUUCCUGGAGCAAUCCUCGCUCUUAUUAGAGGCAUACCCCGACAACACAAGAAUAACAACAAAAUACUCCUACCCAAACCCCUCGAAUAAAGAUAGCACCCACAAAAUCUCAAAACGGAAACCUACCUCAACCACAAAUAACGAAGAAUCAUCAACGACCACAACACAAACGACGAUAUUCGCAACACUCACACUCAAAACAUAUAAUCCAGUGACGGGAAUAUGCCUGAAAUAUAAGACGAAUAAAGCCGCGGAAGUGGGCAGAUUGAUUUCGGGGCUGGGGAAGUUGGGUGCUGGGGUGAAGAUUACUUCUGCGACGGAGGAGCCUACUACUGCGACUACGACAGCGGAUGUAGAGAUGGUUGAGGCGCCGGUUCAGAGCCAGGUUGCUACCACUCCUGCUGCCACUCCUGCUGCUUCGGCGGGUGGAGGCGGUGGUGGGAAGAAGAAGAAGGGAAAGGGAAAGAAAUGA
Talaromyces marneffei is the source of this 498-nucleotide messenger RNA. RefSeq lists its product as uncharacterized. Lineage: Eukaryota; Fungi; Ascomycota; Eurotiomycetes; Eurotiales; Trichocomaceae. Gene Ontology annotation, biological process: SRP-dependent cotranslational protein targeting to membrane. Gene Ontology annotation, cellular component: signal recognition particle, endoplasmic reticulum targeting. The record is from RefSeq and is a predicted model, not a curated record. The coding region runs from base 1 to 498 and encodes 165 amino acids. The transcript is spliced from 2 exons.